Messenger RNA from Myzus persicae (green peach aphid), 1098 nucleotides. Its product is annotated as 52 kDa repressor of the inhibitor of the protein kinase-like. Gene Ontology annotation, molecular function: protein dimerization activity. NCBI's taxonomy places the organism in Eukaryota, Metazoa, Arthropoda, Insecta, Hemiptera, Aphididae. Bases 1 to 1098 code for a protein of 365 amino acids. The transcript is spliced from 4 exons. The record is from RefSeq and is a predicted model, not a curated record.
AUGGAUAAAUUUGUUAUAAAGAAAUCGAAACCUAAAGAUUCUACCAUAGAAAAUUCUUUAGCACCUAAAAAUGAUCUAAAUAUUAAGACUCCUGAAACCUGUAUACCUUCUUCAUCUUUUACUUCAGUUGAUAUAAGAAUUAAUGACAUAAUAUAUUUUGUUAACCGUGUGUUAUCUCAUAAAUGUGUCAUUGAUUCCUUAGACACAAUUAGUAGUUGGGCCGAUGGUGAUACCUCAAGUCAAGCAAAUAAUUUAAAAAAUUCAAUUUUACAAGGAGAGUUUAUCAUAUCACUUUUGGUUUUAUCUAAAAUAUUUGCUAUUGGAUUGCCACUGUCUAAACAAUUCCAAAGCGUUGCUAUUGAUUUAAGAGAAGCUAUGGUUUUAGCUAAUGCGACACUGUCUGAAUUAAAAACAAUUCGAAGUAACGUUGAUGAAUAUUUUCAUGAUAUCUACACAAAAGCAUCUGCUCUAGCUGAGGAGUUGUGUUUUUCAAUAACAUUACCUCGAAUUGCACGUAAACAAAAAAACAGAGAUAACUAUUCAGUGAAUACACCUGAAGAAUAUUUUAAAAUAACAAUAUUCAUACCCUAUUUAGACUUGUUUAUUAACGAAAUUGAAUCAAGAUUUAUUGAACAUCAGAAAAUAUUAAAAGGAUUUCAAAACUUAUUUCCAAAAACGACAGAAAUGUCAACACUUGAAAAAGAUGAAUUUAUUAGUUUGAUAGAUUUUUAUAAUGAUGAUUUGGCAGAUAACAAUAAAGAUAUUUUGAUAUCUGAGUUAAAACUUUGGCAACGUAAAAUACUUGCAUUAGAUAAACAACCUACAAAUGCUAUGGAUGCUUUAACUAUCUGCAAUGACAUGUAUCCAAAUAUAUACAAAUUACUACAAAUAUUAGCAACACUACCUGUUUCAACAGCUUCAUCCGAAAGGUCUUUUUCGUCAUUGAAGAGAAUUAAAACGUACCUAAGGAAUACAAUGUCAGAGAAAAGAUUAAAUGGAUUGGCAAUGCUGUCCAUUCAUCGUUCAAUAUCAGUGGAUGCAAAGGAAGUGUUGGACGAAUUAUCUACAAACAAACGACGGGUGGAUUUUAUUUUAUGA